AUGGUCUCUGUCUCUCACGAGUUCAGGCGUGUCCCGCCUCCCCACGCCUCCAUUGGCCACUGGCUUCCCAAGGAUCGCGCCCAUAUCAAACAAUGGCUAGCCACCAAGCUGGAACAGCUAGAGAAGAAGCAACAGCUUCAGCUCUACAAGAAGAUCGCUAUCACGCUAGACCCCAGCAUCGUUGCCUUGAAACACCUCGUGGACGCCAGUCCCAAUCUCACGAAACUCUCCCGGGAAAUGUUCACCCAGAUUCCCCCGGCCUACAAAGAUGACCCGACGGGCCAGCCCCAAGUUCGUGAUUUCGACACCAUGCUGGGCCUCGUCGACAUGAUCCUGAAAGAAGGACCACAGUGGUUCGACAUUAAGGAUCCGCCGACCGCGAUGGGGCUGAUUGGGUUCCCCAUCAACGCUAUUCUCGACUGGCCGAUGGGUACCCUGGCGGGCUAUCUCUUCUUCAUGGACAGCCAGGUCAACAAGAUGUGGCAAGGCAUCCUUGACGUCUGGGGGGCAUUCCUUCAGAGCCCGGCGUCGGUCAGCUGUCUCAACGAAAACAGUGGGUGGCUGUCCACGGACGCCUUGAACGCGCUCGCCGCCAAGGGCAACGACGGCAAGACUCAGUAUACCUUUCAGCAGCUGUACGCGUGCAACCCAGCACUGCCGUCCUUCGGGUUUGGUUCCUGGGAUCAGUUCUUCACACGCAAGUUCAACCCGGGCAUCCGACCCGUCGCCUUUCCAGACGAUCAGCCGACGCCCGAGCAGCCGGACCCGACGCAAGUCAUCGUCAACGCCUGCGAAUCGACGCCGCUGCAGUUCGCCACCGACGUCAAGCUCCGCGACACCUUUUGGCUCAAGGAACAACCCUACUCCCUGGCGGAGAUGCUGGACAACCACCCCAACACGGAGCAGUUCGUGGGGGGUUCGGUAUAUCAGGCGUUUCUGAGUGCCUUGUCAUACCACUGCUGGCACGCGCCGGUGUCUGGCACGGUGGUGGACAUCCGCCACGUACCCGGGUCGUACUACUCGGAGAACCUCUCGGAGGGCUUCGCGAACCCCGGGUCGCCCGACGCCGCGGCGCCGAACAACUCGCAGCCGUACAUCUCAGCUGUGGCGGCGCGGGGGAUCAUCUUCAUCCAGGCCGACAACCCACACAUUGGACUGAUGGCCAUCAUCUUCAUCGGAAUGGCCGAGGUGUCGUCGUGCGAAUUCACCGUGCAGCCGGGACAGCACAUCGACAAGGGCCAGGCGAUCGGAAUGUUCCAUUUCGGCGGCUCAACGCACUGCCUGGUCUUCAGGCCCGAGACCAAGCUGACCGCUCAGAGCUUGGUCAACCCACCGCCAUACGACCCGGACGCCUCGAUCAACCUGCCGGUCAGCAGCGCUCUGGCGGUGAUCACGCCGCCGGCGGGAAGUGGCGAUUGA
Fonsecaea erecta is the source of this 1419-nucleotide messenger RNA. RefSeq lists its product as hypothetical. Lineage: Eukaryota; Fungi; Ascomycota; Eurotiomycetes; Chaetothyriales; Herpotrichiellaceae. Gene Ontology annotation, cellular component: mitochondrion. Gene Ontology annotation, molecular function: phosphatidylserine decarboxylase activity. Gene Ontology annotation, biological process: phosphatidylethanolamine biosynthetic process. The transcript has a single exon. The record is from RefSeq and is a predicted model, not a curated record. Bases 1 to 1419 code for a protein of 472 amino acids.